CCAACGUGGCACCUUUCCUUAUCCCCCCCAUGGUUGAGGUUUGAACAGGCAACCCUCUGAUCGACGAAUAUCUUACAAUUCACUUCGUCACCUCAACACCAUAAAACUGCUGCUUGGUCCGGACAACCAUGAUCCGCCUCUCCCAGCUGCCGUGGGGCCUUGCGGCAGCCAUUGUCACAGCGACAUGGCUUCCCUCACACCACGUUGCAGCUUCUCCCUCUGUAGACGUCGCACUCAAGGCCGCGUUUCCUUCGCCUCCGUAUCUGGUAGAGCUUCUCGAAACCGCAGCUUCCGAGAAUGCGACUGCCUAUUUCCCACUGCUGGACCGCAUUGCCAAGGGGGAUUUUGCCCAGGCCAAGUCUGACAAGGAGCUCUAUGAAAAGUUCCUCCAGGUUCUCCAGGAAGACGGGCAUGUGAACCCUGAGGCGCUGUCGACCUUCAAGUUGGCUCUUUCGCUACGAUCCGCUGCGCCCCGUGUCGAGGCUCAUUAUCAGUAUUAUACCACCGCUGUUGAGCCAUCUGUAGUGGCCGACCAGGACGGAUGUGAUCUGUGGUUUCUCUACAACGGGAAGCAAUACUGCAAGGCCAGCCUGGAAGCUUCAUAUGGCGAUGUCAACAGCAACUCCCAAGAGCGUACCUUACCUUUUGACAGACGAUUUGGCAGUGGCCCUCAGGAAAUCGUGCUCUAUGCCGAUAUCACCUCCCCUGCCUUUGGGAAAUAUCAUGAGGCCGCCAUGGAACUUGCUCAAAAAGGAGAGGCUUCGUAUCGGCUGCGUUACAAGAGAAGCCUUGGACAAUCAGAUGAUGCGCUCUCGGUCAACGGUUAUGGUGUUGAGCUUACGCUGAAGAGGACAGACUACAUCGUCAUCGAUGACAGGGAUACUGGUGGUGACAAGGCCCAAAAGACCAUCAGAUCUGAUUCUGAGCUUGUCCUGGACCACGAUGAAGAGGUCGCAGACAUCAAGCCCCUUGAAAAGUCCGAGCUUUCACCCCUUGCCGUCAAGGCAGCAUCCUUUAUUAUGCAGAGUGAUUCGCCGUUCGAUACCCUGCUUAAACUUACACAGGACUUCCCCAAGUACUCAACCAAGCUUGGGAAGCACAACGUGUCCAAGGAGUUUUUGGCCGAACAUGAGUACAACAGGCAACUGCUGGUGUCAACAGGUGCCAACGUUCUAUGGAUGAACGGUGUCCAGUUGGUAGACAGACAGGUCCAGCCCUUUGGGCUUGUAGACAUGCUUCGCCGGGAACGCAAACUCAUCAACGGUGCCCUGGACCUGGGGCUGACUGGCCAGCAAGCUCUUUCCCUUCUGGGUCAUGACGCGGUUGCUGCCGCAAAGGCCACCGAGGAAGAGCCUCGCAGAUUCGACUGGCGGGACGAGUCCGAGGGAGGUCAGGUCAUUAUCUGGCUGAACAACAUUGAAAAGGACAAACGUUACGCUGAGUAUGCUCCUUCGGUCUGGGCUUUGAUUCAGCACUUUGGACAAGGAUUACCUCAAGUUCGCAAAGACCUUUUCAACCUUGUUGUUCCUGUAGACUUCACCAAGGCGGAUGAUGUUACGCUAGUCACCAGACAGCUCCUUGCUUUCAUGAAGCGAGGCAUUCCCGUCCGGUUUGGCCUUGUCCCCCUGACUCCCACAGGCGAGGCCAUUGAACAGGCCAAGGUCCUGUACCAUCUUCUCAAGACUUAUGGUUUGGCUGCCAUGUCUACUUACCUGGAAAAGUCUCUUGAAGCUUCUAGUACUGAUAAGCCGAACGCGGACAUCUUCAACCUGGCCAUCAAGGACCGUGAGAUUCGCCCGGACCAUGAGGCGCUACCGCUCAAGGACAUCUUUGCCUCCGAGGAAUUGGAAAAGCAGAUCCACCGCGCGAAGCACUGGUGUGAACGCCUCAGGGCUGAUACCGAAAUCCCUCCUGCUUUCAUCAACGGCUUCGCCAUCCCCCGCGAAGAAGAUUGGCUUCGGAAUAUGAACCACAAGCUUAUGGUGGACCUCCAAAUGUUGCAACAGGCGGUCUAUUAUAGCAAGGUUAAUGAUCACACCGAUGUCCCUGGCUUCUUCCUGGAGAACGCCAUUGCUCGGCGCAAUACCUUCAUAUACCCCGAGAAUCCCAACGCCAUCAAGGUACUGGACGUCAAUAAGGUGUAUAGCGAACACCAACGUCUGUUCAGCAAGGUGCCUGUGGUUGAAGCAGAUGAAAGUGCCCCCAAGGAAGAUUGGGCAGUGCUUACAGUUGUCACGAACCUUGAUAGCGUUGAGGGCCAGAAGCUCCUUUACUUUGCCCUGCGUUUCCGCCAGGAACAUCGGGGAGUUCGCCUCGAUAUUAUCCAUAACCCCGCUGACCUGACCAACUCGCCUUCUAUUAUGAACCAGCGCGUCAAGGCCAGUGAGGGAAGUCUUUUGAAGGUUGCCAGCCUCGUCGAGCUUGAAACCAUUCUCGAGGAGGGCACGCCUGAGGCGGAUCAAGAGUUUGACGCUGACCUUACUAACUUCCUCUCCAGCUUCAACUUGAAGUCUGGAGAUAACGUACUCAUCCUCAAUGGCCGUAUAGUCGGUCCUAUCGCAUCGGCAAACGACUUCGUCAAGGAGGACUUUGCUGAGUUCCUUCGAACGGAACGUACAAACCGCAUCCUUCCGGUUUACAAGGCAAUUGAGGAUCUUGGACUGAGUGAUAAGGUCUCUGGACCCUUGGCUGCUGCCAAGCUGACCUCGGUCACUGCUCUCUCGGGCAUCUCAGAUACUCCCCACGGCAUCUUUGAUUCUGCCACACCCAUCAGGACAACGGCUUACAACAAGUGGAACACCACGUACACCUCCUUCGAGGUCGGUAAUCCCGAGACCGCCACUAUCUUCUUUGUCGCGGCCAUCAACCCUGCUAGCGAGAUGGGCCAGAAGUGGGCUCCCAUCCUCAAGGUUCUUUCGGAACUCGAGGGUGUUCAUCUGCAAGUAUUCCUAAACCCGCAGACCGAACUGUCAGAGCUCCCCGUCAAAAGGUUCUACCGUUACGUCCUAGAGUCUGCUCCCAGCUUCGAGGCAAGCGGCAAGGUGAAAGCCUUGUCGGCGACCUUCAACGGAGUACCGCCCGAGACACUCCUCGUCGCCGGCAUGGACGUCCCGCCUGCUUGGCUCGUCACCUCCAAGGUAUCCGUCGACGAUCUCGACAACCUUCGGCUCAAGGACAUCAAGGCCAAGAGAAACACAGAGCACGUAGAAGCCAUCUACGAGUUAAGAAACAUUCUGAUCGAAGGCCACUCCCGCGAAUUCCCAGCCGCCUCACCCCCGCGCGGCGUGCAGCUCGUUCUAGCAACCGAGAAAGACCCCCACUUCGCCGACACCAUCAUCAUGGCCAACCUCGGAUACUUCCAGUUCAAGGCCAACCCGGGCAUCUACAACAUCCACCUCAAGGAGGGCCGUAGCUCCGACAUCUUCACCCUCGACAGCGUCGGCGCCCAAGGCUGGUCCCCCGUCCCCGGCGACGAAACCACCGAGGUGGCCUUGCUCUCCUUCCAGGGCGCCACGCUCUACCCGCGCCUGAUUCGCAAGCCAGGCAUGGAGCGCGAAGACGUCCUCCAGGACUCCCCCAAGGAAGAAGAAUCCUUCGUCUCCAAGGGUCUCAAGUUCGCCGAGGGCCUUUUCGGUACCAAAAAGCAACCCACCGAGAAAUCCAUCUCCGAAAAAGAGCAACACGCCGAAAUCAACAUCUUCUCCGUCGCCUCCGGCCACCUCUACGAGCGCAUGCUCUCCAUCAUGAUCCUCUCCGUCAUGAAGCACACGACCCACACGGUCAAGUUCUGGUUCAUCGAGCAAUUCCUCUCUCCCUCGUUCAAAUCCUUCCUCCCCCUUUUGAGUGCCGAAUACGGGUUCCAGUACGAAAUGGUCGCCUACAAAUGGCCGCACUGGCUGCGCCACCAAUCGGAAAAACAGCGCGAGAUCUGGGGCUACAAAAUAUUAUUCCUCGACGUGUUAUUCCCCCUGUCCCUAGAAAAAGUCAUCUUCGUCGACGCCGACCAGAUCGUUCGCACAGACAUGUACGACCUCGUCACGCUCGACCUCGAGGGCGCCCCCUACGGAUUUACUCCGAUGUGCGACUCCCGCACCGAAAUGGAAGGUUUCCGGUUCUGGAAGACCGGGUACUGGGCUAAUUACUUGCGAGGACAACCGUACCACAUCUCAGCUUUGUACGUCGUCGAUCUGCGUCGCUUCCGCGAGCUGGCGGCUGGCGAUCGGCUGAGACAGCAAUACCAUACGCUGAGCGCGGACCCGAAUUCGCUGAGCAAUCUGGACCAGGAUCUGCCGAAUCAUAUGCAGUUCCAGAUCCCCAUCAAGAGCCUGCCGCAGGAGUGGCUGUGGUGCGAGACGUGGUGUAGUGAUGAGACGCUGCAAAAGGCCAAGACGAUUGAUUUGUGUAAUAAUCCGCUGACGAAGGAGCCCAAGUUGGAGAGGGCGAGGAGGCAGGUGCCUGAGUGGACGGUUUAUGAUGAGGAGGUUGCGGGGUUGGCUAAGAGGGUGAAGGAACAGAAGGAACAGGAGGAGAAGGUUGAGGAAGUGGUGGAGGAACAUGAGAAGACGGAGCAUGUGAUUGAUGAGUUGUAGAUAUGUAAGAGCGUGGGUGGAAUGGGUGAAUGGGUGUUUGGGGCCAUGAACGUAGUAGGAUGAGAGUCUAGUGAAUAAGAUAGAAUCUAUAUACACACCUACCUACCGCGUUCUUCCCGCACACCCAACAUGAGUUCAUGAACAUGGAAAAUUCCGCUAUGUUGUCGACAAACA
Molecule: messenger RNA, 4763 nt
Organism: Neurospora tetraspora
Lineage: Eukaryota; Fungi; Ascomycota; Sordariomycetes; Sordariales; Sordariaceae
Product: UDP-glucose:glycoprotein glucosyltransferase-domain-containing protein
Exons: 2
Coding region: 129-4589 (1486 amino acids)
Cellular component (GO): endoplasmic reticulum
Molecular function (GO): UDP-glucose:glycoprotein glucosyltransferase activity
Source: RefSeq, a predicted model, not a curated record